CAAGCGGUCCACCAACAGUCGAUUUAAGUUGUGAUCGCAUUCUUUAGUGCACGCUCUAAUCUAGAACUGAUUGAUUGCCAAAAAGUAACAGCGUCUACUGUGAUCUGGAGGGAGCUUGAGGAGAACAUGAAGCAGCAGGAUGUGAUGGAUGAUUUAGAAAAAAAUAGAUCAAAUUCUAUAGUCAAACAAAUGUGGCUCUGAUAUCGCGGCAUUGUUUGACAACUGGCCGAUUGUAUGAUAUCAUUGGAUGGCACGUUGCGAACAGUGAGGGAAAGGAGCUGUAUUUCUCGAGCUAUCACUGGUCGUUCAGAGCACCUCUCCUAUUGAUGUCCCGCUGCACUGGUUUGUUUAUUCAGGUCAUGAUUGUAGAACCGGCCCUUCUUUUCUACUCGAACCUACGACUAGAUACCCGUGUUUAAUUUGCUACUGCCUAUGAUUUGGCAGAAAUAGCGGCUCUCUGCGCGCGGAGUUUCUCGAUUUGGGAAGCAAUAUUGCAGGGUAUUGGCUUGCCAAACGACUUGGUAGUUGCUAGGAUGAGCUAAUGGUGCAGUAGUUGGAGGUUUAUCUGUAGCGUGUGAUAUUUUCCUCAAUAAGCUGUGGGUACGUGGGACGUGCCAACACCUGCCAAUACAGCCCCUGGUUUGUGUCUCCCGUCCGUUUCUAUUUCCGUGAAGAAGAGCUUCCCCUGCAUUCGAUUUCCUCUCCCCUGGAUUGAUUAAAAGAUGACCUCACGCCCACCUUUGAGCUUGUCUGCCCAAUAUUCCUCUGUUUAUGUUCCAGAUAGAUGUGAUCUUACAUUUCCAUAACGAAGUUACUUCUGUCUUUCCCUCUUUCAUCCCACUAACCACGUCCAAAAUGGGUGUCCUCCACCUCGCCAAUCCUGCCACAUACAUCUCCGACUCUCGACCCCGUCUCAUAACCACAUCCAUGAUCUCCGAACCCCUGAGUCCUGAUCUUGACUCAGACUUCGGCGAUGGAGCCCUCCCUACCACCGUCCUCCCCGCUCUAGAGUACAUCUCCAACAAGCUUGGCGCUUGCACUCAUCUCACCUUCCUCGUCGGUUGUAGCACACCUCUGCCAAUCGCCCAUCAGUCCGAGCUCACGCUCGCCCCUAUUGCUCCAUUAGAUCAGCAGAUAUGGAGGACACUCCACCGCAUUGUCCAAAAGGCUACAAGGAAAUUCUCUCUCGGUCCUGCCUGGUCCAAUGCCCUCCAGCGCAGCCAACAGCGCCAGUCCCUGAACGAGAACUGCAACGAGUAUCUCAUCCGCCAAUCUAUCUUACAGAACGACGUCCUCUUUAGCCAGGAGGGCCUGACACUCCUGAGCAUCGAUCGCCUCUAUACCAUCAAGUGCAGACUGCAUGCAUACUCACGCGGCCUGGCGCGUGAGAAUGGCAUCCCCGAUCACCUUUACAUAAAAUCCUGCGUUAGGCUGUUGAGGCAGACGGUCGCAGACUACAAAGGACGACAAUUCAGCUUGGCCUUCUUCACCAGGAUCUACAAGGACUUGGCAGUUCCCGAGCAUCUGCUUGUCGAGGUUGCCAACGAGUAUCAGGCCAAGUACGGCCGUGCGGGCAUUGUUCUCCCACAGAAAAAGCCUUCGCCCGCUGCUCCACCCAAGGAACAACAACAAGCACGACCACCUCAAAAGAAGCGGAAGAACGCCGAUGGUAUCAAGAGACUGGCGCCGAGAACUCCAUUGAGCGCAUCGGAUGUCACACCCAUCACGCAAGGUGAGUGGCAAAUGCUGCUCAACAGCCAAGCGCUGCUGCCGAACAGAAAUAAUACGCUUCAGGUUCCUUUUCCCGUGAAGCCGGUGGGCGCGUGAAUGGCAUGAUGGUGCGUCGGGGCCUUGGGACCUUGGCACUGAGUAAUAUAAAUCAAGCAACUUGAAAGCUCGGCAAACCGACUCAAUCUCCACCUAACAAGCGUCAAUCCUCGGCUGCAUCUCCCUUUGAAUCACCGCUUCCUUGGAUAUAUAUUAAUUAUUGACUGGAAGCUUCUGUGCUCAUACGGAUUGACACAUCCCCUCGAAACAGAGCGAGCUAGCAGAAAUAUCCUACAUCUAUAUUUCGACGAGAGGAAAACAACAGAAGGAGUUCGAGCUCCUGUCCGAUGAGAAAACCGCAUCUGUAAUAGCGCAGGGCACGUUCCAGCGCUAUCAAUAAUUCGUAAUCAAAAUUGAUUAUGAAUUUUAGUCCCGGGGUUACAAGACCAAUCAAUGUUCAUGCAUUGCAAGGUGCGUGCAGGCAGUGAGCUGUGACAUUGUGGGUGAAAUUAAUGAGUGGAGAGAAUGAAGGGGCAUGUAGAGAAAAAAAAAUGUUUUGGAUAA
This is a messenger RNA of Blastomyces gilchristii SLH14081, 2331 nucleotides long. RefSeq lists its product as uncharacterized. Lineage: Eukaryota; Fungi; Ascomycota; Eurotiomycetes; Onygenales; Ajellomycetaceae. The record is from RefSeq and is a predicted model, not a curated record. Bases 772 to 1827 code for a protein of 351 amino acids. The transcript has a single exon.